AUGCUGACAUGCACUUUGCAUGAUAAAAGAGUUCACAAUAAAGUCUGUAGAUCGAUGAUAUUUUUUAACAUCCGCUCUAUAAAACAAUCCCAUGCGGAUGGAAGCAGGGUCGCCGCUAAACCGCCGCAGAUCUGGCUAACACUGUUUUCCGCUCGAGGGAGUGUAGCUGAGGCCCCGUCAAAGGAAACGAAGCUAAAUAUACCAGAGGCGGUGGGAUCAAUGAGGCUGUGGUCCGAGGAGGAAUGUCUUCACCGCAGCCUUCCGCCGGAUAUUGCGCCCCCUCCUCCCCGAAGCACGGGCUCAAAUAGGGCACCCUCACCUCAUCUGUUACCAAGACGACAUUGCUGUCCAAUCUCCAAGAGGGUUAGAAAGGAACAAGUUCUGGGGAGUCCACGAACAAAGGAGGAUGUCCCCAGGCACGAGUUGGUGUAUGCAAUGAAAAAAUGUACCAUCAGCGGAAAUAGACGUAUGGAGAUCGACCAGGAGCACAAAAAAAGGGAAUGGACGAAGCAGAUAAAUAGUAGGGACUUGCUGAGGAUAGAGGCAGAAGAAAAGGUAGAUCCCCAGCACAAUGGAGAAUAA
Molecule: messenger RNA, 582 nt
Organism: Nezara viridula (southern green stink bug)
Lineage: Eukaryota; Metazoa; Arthropoda; Insecta; Hemiptera; Pentatomidae
Source: the annotation of a GenBank genome assembly